Emericellopsis atlantica is the source of this 2104-nucleotide messenger RNA. RefSeq names its product maltose permease MAL31. Gene Ontology annotation, molecular function: carbohydrate:proton symporter activity. The coding region runs from base 464 to 2104 and encodes 546 amino acids. The transcript is spliced from 4 exons. NCBI's taxonomy places the organism in Eukaryota, Fungi, Ascomycota, Sordariomycetes, Hypocreales, Bionectriaceae. Gene Ontology annotation, biological process: carbohydrate transport; transmembrane transport. Gene Ontology annotation, cellular component: membrane. The record is from RefSeq and is a predicted model, not a curated record.
AAGGAGCAAUAUGUGAAAUUCAUGUUCGUAGUGUAUGUAUGUAGUAGUCUAGAAGAUCGCUCGGCCCGAAACAUAUGGAGACGGCCACCUUUCGCGGCACGACCUGCCAACAUCAUCAAACCUUACACAUUUCCAGGCUAGCUUCGCCAACCCCAAUUAUCCCCGGACUUGUCUUGUCUGGGGCACAUGAGCUAGGCUUGCGUGGGGUAUCUGAACAAUGUCGCUCACGUCGAUCUGAGCCGCGCAGGCCCAACCGUCUUGUGAGCCUCGCCAGUUGUGUAUUUAAUGUCCACAACUCGCUCCCCCGAACACUGCUCUCUUCACGGGCCAUCCCAGAUAGCCACUCCAUCCAUUCAGCUAGGUCUUGGUUCUUGUCCGACCAGGAGCAGGCCUUUUCUUCCUCCUCUGCACCUGAUUCUGCACUGCAUCUUGUCUCGAGCCGGAACCUCAAACACUACCCAUCAUGUCCAAAGCCAACGGCGAAGAGUUCGCCAAAGCCUCGCAAAUCGAGAAAACAGCGAGCAAGGCCGAUGCUGUCCUUGAGCAUGUAGCUGAAGCCGCACGGACAGCUGCACACGAGCUGAGCCCAUUGGAGGCGGUGCACGGAUACCCCAAGGCCAUCUUUUGGAGCUUGAUCGUGUCCAUGUGUGUCAUCAUGGAAGGCUACGAUACCAUCCUCAUCGGCAACUUCUAUGCGUACCCCCAGUUCGCGGCGAAAUUCGGGCAGUUCGUUGACGCCAGUGGCCGCCCGCAGCUGUCUGCUGGUUGGCAAGCCGGUCUGAGCAACGCCAGCGUCGUCGGUUGCUUCAUUGGCGGCCUGGCCAACGGUUGGCUCGUGACAAAGUUUGGCCAGAAGCGCGUCAUCCUCGCCGCGCUCGGUGUGCUCUCCGCCUUCAUCUUUAUCACGUUCUUUGCUCAGAACAUCAUCAUGCUUCUGGUCGGCCAGUUUCUGUGCGGACUGCCCUGGGGCAUUUUCGUCACGUCGGCGCCCGCCUAUGCGUCUGAGGUGUUGCCACUCAGUCUGCGUGUCUACUUUACCAGUUGGACAAACAUGUGCUUCAUCAUCGGCCAGCUCAUUGCCGCCGGCGUCUUGGCUGGUCUGGUCAACACACCGGACCAGUGGGCCUACCGCAUUCCUUUCGCCUUGCAGUGGACGUGGCCGGCCUUUCUGUUCCCCAUCUUGUGCUUCGCUCCAGAGUCCCCCUGGCAUCUCGUGCGCAUUGGCAAACUCGACGUUGCGCGCAAGUCUCUGCAGCGCCUUCAGAGUUCAGAGGCCUCCGCCAAGAUCAGCAUCGAUGCCACGCUUGCGGAGAUUGUGCACACCAACAACACUGAGAUCGAGCUCCAAUCUGGCACCAGCUACAGGGACUGCUUCAAGGGGCCGGAGCGUCGCCGCACUGAGAUCGCGUGCGUGUCCUUCGCUGGCCAAGUCCUGUCCGGCUCAACUUUCGCCUACAACUCGACAUACUUUUUCCAGCAGGUCGGCCUCGCAACAUCCGAGACCUACUAUCUCAACACGGGCGGCACCGCGCUGGCCCUUGUCGGCACGCUAAUCAGCUGGUUCGCCAUCAUGCCGUACGUUGGACGCAGGACCACCUAUUUCUUCGGUAUGGGUACGCUUUGCGCGAUCCUCACGAUCAUCGGUGUCCUCAACGUUUGGACCGACAAGGGCAAUGUUGACAUGGUACAAGCCGUGCUGACCCUCGUCUGGACCUUUGUCUUCCAGCUGUCCAUCGGGCAGCUGGGCUGGGCUAUCCCCGCCGAGAUUGGUUCGACGCGGCUGCGUCAGAAAACCAUCUGCCUUGCGAGGAACUCGUACUACAUUGUCGCUGUCAUUUCCCAAGUCAUCCAGCCCUACUUCAUGAACCCCGGCGAGCUCAACCUCAGUGGCUAUACGGGCUUCGUCUGGGGUUCGACGGCCUUCCUGACCUUUGUUUGGGUCUGGUUCCGCCUGCCAGAGUCAAAGGGACGAACCUUUGAGGAGCUUGAUCUUCUGUUUGCCCACGGCGUGCCAGCGCGCAAGUUCAAGAAUGCCGAGGGAAGAAGGAAAACCGCUCGUGGUGGUGUAGAAGAGGUCGGGUGUGCCGUCGUGAAGCAAAGUUGA